UUCAUCGAAUCGAUAACAUUGGCGCUUGCCCACACUGCUGCAUUUGAAAAUACUGAUCCUUUUUUGACAUCUGCCUCUCGCCCUUUUAGUUUAAGACAAAAUUGGACAUAAUUGUGAUUGAGAAAGAUGCCAAACAGCGAGGUCCGGACGCCCCAGGCAAUAAAGAAUAGGUACUUCACAAAUCUGAGUGAGUUGAAGUGUAGGGCGCGUAGAAAUAGUGCCUCAAUUAGCAACAAUUCCGGGGCGGCGUCGGUGGCAACGCCAACGAAUGGCGGCAAGGAAAAUCAAAAUGGAAAAUGUAGCCCUCAGAUGUCGGGAUUUGUGUGCACACCGCCUCCAAAAAGACUGCACAAGGUAAGGAAUCCGUUCGAAGGAGCUUUGGCCGAUCGCUUGCACCUUCCGUUGAUUGCCAGUCCCUCGCUUUUCCGGUCCAGGACUCCUCAGCUCUCCUCAACUCAAUUCGAGUGGAAUAUAGAGGAGGUAUCUCAGCUAAAGCCCGCCGAUGUGGAGCCGCACGAAACACAGUUCCAUGACUCUCCCGAUCCUGAACUGGAGUCCAAAGCCCAGCUGGCCAUCAGUACCUUUUUCAGGGAAUCUCACAUUGUGCCCAGUCCCGUGGAUUGUCCUUUGCGUAGACAGCGCAUAGUACUUAACCAGAAUGAGGACAAUACGCCCAUAUCCAACAAGUCUCGCAGGAAGCGGGACUGUGAGGUGCAAACAGAGUUGACGCUGCCACCUGUGCUACCGAAAGCUCUCGAGGAUGCACUGCGCCCCUAUUUCCAGCCACACUUGGCGGGAAGGCUGUCUGACAGAGGAAAGUCCAGCGGUGGUCACGAUAUUUUCAACAGUUCGAUGCGGCGAAAACUCUUUGAUCUGCACAACGUGAUCGUUUUGGGUGAGCAAGAUCCGGCCGAGCCGUUUUCCCAAGUAGUGGGUUCCAGUCCUCAAGGUAAGCAGACUAUGUUCGCUGGCAGACUCUCGGACUCGACCUCUGCCGAGGGUAGCUUCGGUAGCCUUUCGCCGAUCCGAAAUCUUUGUGGAUUGAAUCCGGGGACUCCUGAUGACGGCAACUGCUCGGGAAAGAGAAAACUUCUAAUGCACGAGCUGGAAUUGCCUUCACCCAUUGCCCCCUCAGAGCAUCUAAGCCGGAAAUUGGCUUACUCCAAGGUAGAAGUUAGUGUCACGGAACAGCAUGAGACCUUGUCGGAGACAACUGCCCUGAAGUUUACGCCCGACAGGAGUUCAUCGCCCAUGGGUGCCCUGGAGCACUCGGACUGUAGCAUCAAUCAAAGAGUUAGUCGCUUGAGGGUGAACAGCACCCGUCAGGCUUCUCUAUCCAUAAUGCAAGUGGAGCAGCCCUUGUUCGAGGAAUCAGAUGAGGAGGAAGAGCAGGCGGAGGAGGACGAACAGAAUGAUGAGGAGGAGGAGGAGGUAGAUGUAGAGACCGAGGAGGAGGAUGGAGAAGCUAUGCAGCUCUCCACCCUCAGCUUCAAUUGCAGCUCGUCCAAUUCGGACACUCCGCGGGGACACAGAAGACAUCGGUCGGCUCAGCGCAAGAACCUGUCGCAAUCUUUCAGUGCAAAUCUAGAGGACGAAGAGGAUCAGAUGCAGGAGCAGGACAUUAAGCAGCACCUGACCGUUCCACCGGCUAUUAACCCGCAGCAGGGACCCAGGAUUCUCUUGUACCGCACGGAUAGCGGCUUCAAUGAAACAUCCAGCACGUCGACUUUUGUGUGCUCCCAGGAGCUACCCUUGGACAUCUCCAUGACCUGCUGCUCCACCCCAUCCAGCCGCUCCUGACCCGCAAAAGUUUGCCUUUUUAGUUCGUAUACCUUAAUUAUUUAAGAUAUUCAAUGCAAUAACUCAUUUUCCCAGGCUAAUGAGAGGAAGACUCGUAAUUAUCUGCAAUUUAAAACCACCGAUUAUAUAUUUUGUAUUUAAGUUUCGUCUUUGUAGUUUAAAUUUGCCAAAUAGUUUAAUAAGGUUUAUUCGCUUACCCUGUUUAUUGCCUCCAAUUAUUGUCCUUAGUCUUUAGAGAAUUAAAACUCGAUGCCAUAUUAGGUCUAAAAAGUUGUAUUUUAAUUUAAAUUUUGAAAAAUAUUUAUCCACCAUAAACAACAGAUUUUCUUUUGGCAGAAAGUUGAAGAAUUCUAGAAUGGAUUGAACAAAUUAAAAUUGAUUUCAAAUAAAGUAUUUUUAAAAAUAAAUAGUUUAAAAAAUUAAGUUGCCGUUAGUAGAAAGUAAGAGAGUUUGCGGUAAGAAACGCUAAUCGCUCACCUGGUCACACUAUUUGUUGUUUUUGUUUCUUCGUUGGUGUUUUUGUUUAUUUUCGUUUUAUCAGCUCAGGUAUGAAUAUCGGUGGUCUCCGCGUUGUGCCGGAAUGUAUGAUUUUUUUCAAAAUCAUCACUUAUUUUCGCGCUUGUUCAGCCUAAUUAGUCGGCUUUGCCUCAAUUAAAGAUAAGCUGUAAUAGUUUUUAAAAUAAUUUUUCUGUUUCGAAAAACGUGUCUUUUUAAUGAGAACUUGUUGCAUUCGGCGUUCGUACAAGUAAUUAAUUUUAAAAUUAUUCGUACGAUCGGUGGAGAUUUCUGCACUAAUUUUCACCUGAACGCUGCAGUGGGUGUGCGUGCGUGUGUGUGUGAGUUCUGUUAUAAAUAGCAAGAAGAGAGGAAAAAGCAGAUCGCUUUUUGGGCCGUAAAAAAAUGCCGAAAGAAAGUGCGAAGAAAGAUAAAUGAAAAUAUUUGUUUGUGGGCCAGCAACAUAAAUUAGAACAACUCGUAAAUUAAACGGGAACAGAAUCCCAAUCGUCAAUAAAAAAUUCAAACUAAAAUAACCAAACACCGGAAAUGUGCAAAUUGAUGAAAAAUUCAACAAAAAAUUGUUCGUUUGUUUUAAGAAAAUAAAUAAAAAAGAAAAAAAAAAAAAAAGGUUCCUGUUACAAGAAACCUGUUCCUUCUCCUCCGCACUCCACCUACUCGCAUGGGAUACACUGAAAACACUAAUAUACUCAUACCUGUACCUGUGCUCGAUUUUAAGGAUGCAAUUGGUAUCUCAAAAUAUGAAAUCUGUUGCAAAUCUAAUCUAAUCUUUAUAUUUUUGUAGAAAGAUAAGAUAAGAAAAGCUACAGCUACAGUCAUAAAAUAUUUAAAUAAUUAAUUAAUAUAAAAUACAAUUUUUCGCUGUGCUCUGCAUCCGUUUUGAGCGAAAGUUUCCUACACCCGGGUGUCCACUGUGCGAAAUGUGGGCUAACAACUUGGCCAGCUGUUGGCGCAGAAAGGGGCGGUUGGAGUGGAGUGGAGCGGCGACUGCGAAGGAGAAAAAUCUAGCCAAUUAAUUGUGCUGUGAAAGUGUGUGCCAAGUCAAUGUCUAUAAUAAAUACAAUUUUUUACAAUUUGCAGUUGUGCUUUUUGCGUUUUGCGCGAUUUGAUUCAAUUUGUUGCAAAGCAACAUUGGCGAAAAAAAAAAUAAAAUCCAAAACUAACAAAAACGGAAAGUCUUGCCUUGCAAUUGGACUUGAAUGGUAGACUGCGGCCUUUUAUUUCAUUUUUUUGCUCAUUUGGAGGUACAAAUUAAAUUGAAGGCAUAUUUUAACAUCUAUGGGCCAUCGCAUAGUUGCUGAGCAGUGAGAGUGAGCUUCGGCAAAUAUCAACAGCUGGGGGAAAGCAAAUCAUAAGUAAACA
This is a messenger RNA of Drosophila ananassae, 3678 nucleotides long. It is a transcript of the gene bora, whose product is annotated as protein aurora borealis. NCBI's taxonomy places the organism in Eukaryota, Metazoa, Arthropoda, Insecta, Diptera, Drosophilidae. The coding region runs from base 127 to 1800 and encodes 557 amino acids. The transcript is spliced from 4 exons. Gene Ontology annotation, cellular component: nucleus; cytoplasm. Gene Ontology annotation, molecular function: protein kinase binding. The record is from RefSeq and is a predicted model, not a curated record. Gene Ontology annotation, biological process: activation of protein kinase activity; regulation of mitotic spindle organization; regulation of mitotic nuclear division.